Molecule: messenger RNA, 834 nt
Organism: Mercenaria mercenaria
Lineage: Eukaryota; Metazoa; Mollusca; Bivalvia; Venerida; Veneridae
Exons: 1
Coding region: 1-834 (277 amino acids)
Molecular function (GO): protein binding
Source: RefSeq, a predicted model, not a curated record
AUGCGCAGUCAGUUGCAGCCAAGACAUCAUGCAAGCGUGUCCGCUUCUGACAUCUCUGUUACUCUAUUAGAUCAAAUUAAUGUUAAAACCGUCAGCGAUGAGCGUGGUUGCAGCAUAACAGGACUUGCAGUAACUGACACAGAUCGACUUGCUGUCGCUGACUACUAUAACCACACCAUUACGAUUAUUGAUGUGAAGCAGAAGACAAUUGUUUCUGAGCUGAAAAUGACAUCAAGACCAUGGGACGUAACAUUGUUACCAGAUGAAGAGCUUGCAGUUACACUUCCGCAUGAAAAUUCGAUACAAAUUUUGUCAUUUUCUAAUGGUUUAUCAAAAGUCAGGCAACUGACAAUGAAUGACGCAUGCUAUAGAUUAGCUUUUAUUGAGGGAAGCAUGAUAGUUGGGAUGAGAGGUGGAAAAGUAAAGAUAGUAAAAUCAGGGAACAUUUUGAAAACCCUGGUCUUUGGUGAAGCAGAUGAUGUCAGAUAUAUUACAGUAUGUCCAAAGUUAAGAUAUAUCUAUGCUUCAUCUGGUAGGAGUGUAACUCGUUUCAAUAUGUCCGGCGGAGCUGUAAGACGAUUUAUGCCUACAUUUGAAAGCCUAAGGACGCAAGAUGGACUAGCUGUAUUGAAAGAUGGUUCUAUAUUGGUAUGUGACGUUAGUAACAGAAGCAUUCACCUGAUUUCAGAAAAUAUGAAUUUCAGCAGGAUGAUAAUGAAGGAAAAAGAUGACCAUAUGAAACCGUUCUGUAUGGCGCUUGAUUAUGAAAAGAAGAAACUGUAUAUAGGUAGCGGCACUCGAUGCAACUACCUAAAUGUGUAUAGUCUAAAAUAA